GACAAAUCUUAUCCUUGAUGCUCCCAUGAAAUCAAUAUGACCUCCGCAGCAGUCCAACAGUAUCUGGAUAUCGAAAUUCAGGAUAAUUUGAAGUAUGAUAUCCGUAUCGAAAACGCACAUGUAGAAAGCGGCGAGUUCUACAGGGAGGGUGAUCGAAGUGAUAUCCUAAGCACAGACGACAUUGAUGAUAUGAGUAUUCGUCACAACGGCGGAACACGAUCGAUCUGUUCCCGGGGCGACACUGGCUCCAACUCAGGCCCUCGAGGCACGAUCGAUCUAGUCGACGAUGUGAUGGAUAUUAGAAUCUGUACUCUUGCUUGGAGGGCUUCUAUGGACCCCGGAAAGCCUAAUAUCAUGCAAAUGAGCAACCAGGAUCCGAGAUACAACGUCAAUAUUGGGAAAUGGAAUAAAUCCGGUACUAUGGGGGAAGUUCCUGUUGUUAUCAGUGAGAAGUAACAUAUUCGCCACUUUUGGAAAAGUUCAUCACUUUGGCUUCAAUUUAUGGGAAUUGUUACUACUUUCCUUUACUCUAGCAGUG
This is a messenger RNA of Aspergillus ochraceoroseus IBT 24754, 538 nucleotides long. RefSeq names its product aegerolysin family protein. NCBI's taxonomy places the organism in Eukaryota, Fungi, Ascomycota, Eurotiomycetes, Eurotiales, Aspergillaceae. The record is from RefSeq and is a predicted model, not a curated record. Gene Ontology annotation, biological process: symbiont-mediated hemolysis of host erythrocyte. The coding region runs from base 37 to 456 and encodes 139 amino acids. The transcript is spliced from 2 exons.